UAUAUACACACCUGCGUGCACGAGAUUCCUCCAUGUUACCACUAAUGCAUUAUUUUUACCUUUUUUGGGUUGGGGUGGUGGUGGUUUUCAGUUUGUGUCCCGUGCAAAUAACUUCCUAGCUCAUCUAUCUAUAUUCCACAAUUUAAUGCAUUUGGAGGUGUAUGUGGAACCCUCUGCUGAUCCUGGUGAAUAUACUGAAGAAAUACUGAUGGACUUGCUUCAAAAAACUCCUAAUCUAGAGUCUCUAGACAUUCCUGAGGGACUGCACCCAAACGCUUGCUUGAUUGGGAAUUAUUGGAUAUUGAACUCGGUACCGCAUUGUUUGAGAUCUUGUCUCAAGGAGUUCAGCAUCUCAAAUUUUAGCGGAAAAGUAGCUGAAAUAGAAUUGCUAAAAUAUUUGUUAAAGAGUGCAACCAUUUUGGAGAAGAUGAUGAUUUAUUGUUCAGAGACCUUAGAAGCAGAUUUGAAGAGGCAAGAGGAGAUCAGCAAUCAGUUACAGAUACUUAGAGAGGGCUUAGUGAGUUGCAUAACUGAGUUCUUGUAAAAUUGUUGAGAUUUUCCUGAAAACUCAAUACUUCAAUAUCCUUUAAUUGAUUUUUGUACUUUCAUAAUUUAGUUCACAAGUUGAGUUGUCGUCCUCAGUCCAUCUGAUUCUUAUUUUCCAAUAUUUUCAUAGGCCCCCAUGAUCAAUGUGCUUUGCUGUGUGUUUUCCUUCUUUUUAUGGGUUAUGAAUGCCUAAUUGCUCUGA
Messenger RNA from Quercus lobata, 748 nucleotides. RefSeq lists its product as uncharacterized. The record is from RefSeq and is a predicted model, not a curated record. The transcript has 2 exons. Lineage: Eukaryota; Viridiplantae; Streptophyta; Magnoliopsida; Fagales; Fagaceae. Bases 146 to 544 code for a protein of 132 amino acids.